Messenger RNA from Epinephelus moara (kelp grouper), 927 nucleotides. RefSeq names its product transmembrane protein 275-like. NCBI's taxonomy places the organism in Eukaryota, Metazoa, Chordata, Actinopteri, Perciformes, Serranidae. The record is from RefSeq and is a predicted model, not a curated record. The transcript is spliced from 2 exons. Bases 214 to 825 code for a protein of 203 amino acids.
ACUCCGCUGUUCACCUGCUGGAGGGAGAGAUCUCCUCCAACUCCGCGACUCCUGCACAACAUGAUGGACAUACCAAAGACAGCAAAACGGGAAGAAGGUUUAUGGGUCUGAUCUAAGCCCCUUCCUCCUCAUCUCUAUAAAGUGAUGAACCCAGUGAUCAGUCAGUCAUCUGAUCUCCAUCAACUCUGGGUCUUACAGAGCUCUCCAUGAGACAUGGUGCUACCUGACAAAACCUCCAGACCAUCUGCCUCCAAGAAGGUCCCCAAGCAGCGGGCCCUGGGGCACCAGAGCCUUCCCUCCCCAGCCCUGUGCUGCGCCUGUGGCCUGUGCAUCAUGCUGGCUGGCAUCAACAUCACCCUGGUGGGAGCCUUUGCCUUUGGCACCUUCGUCCCUACUGGCAACCCCCCCAUCAUCAUCGGGCCUCUCCUUCUAUUGAUAGCCCUGGCCUUCUUCACAGCGUGCUGCGUGGUCAGCAGGAGGCCCCCAGCCCACAUGGCCCGCACGGCCAAAGGAGGUGAGAAGUGGGGGCUGAUGCGAAUGGGGACGGCAGCGUUUGAGAUGGAGACCAGCGAGCACACGCUGCAGGACACCACCGCUGUCCAGCUCAGCCCCACCAACUCCCCCUCCACCUCUCACAAGUCCAGCUCCAGCCACGGGGGCGAUGCUGCUCCUCCGCCUGCUGGCUGCCAGGAUGGAGCCGGUGAGCUGCAUGUGUCAGAGAUGUCUGACAUGGGUGUCACUGGAGAUAACACCACCUUGAUCUCUGACAGCAAGGCCAUCACUGCCACACAGAUGCUGCCUGCUUUGAACACUUCCUCUACGUAGCGUGGACUCUCCUCUGCAGCCCAGCUGUUUGCUUCAGUGUUUUGAUGUUUACACGAUGGAAAUGUUUAGUGUGAUUGCCAACACUGAUUGGCAUGUUUAAAA